AUGGAUGCUUUUCAGGUGGCCAGAGGCCCACAACCCGACUUUGCGAGGAUCGCGACCGGCUUCACAGAACUGGGGGACCAGUUUCAGCUUUGCAGCAAUCUGCCAGUGAUUGACCACGGUGGUCAGCUCCUGAGAGCAGUGCAGGGACUACGGGAGGUAGUUGAUUCCAUCGACACACGUUUGCGGAGCAUGGAGCGACGGAGCAUUGCGAGUGAGCUGAACGCCUUGGCUCGGAGCUUGAACGCGACGGUGACGCGUCCUGAUGAGCCGCUGGAGGGGCUGAGGUCGUUGCAGACGGGGGAGGUUAUGGAGGACUUCCCAACCACGGUAUCGGAGAUUGCGCUACUUUCUGCCGGGAGGGCGAAUGCGUACUUGCAGGCCCUGGGCCAGCCUGUUGCCGGUCCGAUCGGAGAGAAGCGGAGGAGGUUGAAGCUCCUGGCGGGAGUGACGACGCAAGUCGUGUAG
Molecule: messenger RNA, 465 nt
Organism: Colletotrichum abscissum
Lineage: Eukaryota; Fungi; Ascomycota; Sordariomycetes; Glomerellales; Glomerellaceae
Exons: 3
Coding region: 1-465 (154 amino acids)
Source: RefSeq, a predicted model, not a curated record